AAAAACAAAAAAAAAAGAAGUCAAUCUGGUGGGUUAAUAAAAUUCAAGUCACCGUCCAUUAUGGCCAUCCCGGAGAGAUUUCAUGCCGCCGCCGCCGCCCGUCGGUUAAUAAUUUUAGGCAUGGCAUGUCUCUCUUGUAUGGCCUGGUGCAGCUCUGCCGUUGCACCCAAUUUUUUCGGUGACUUCUCCGACGGUCGUGGUCGUUCCCUUCUCGAGGCAGCACCCGCCGCUCCGGCUGGGGCCGCUCCAGGGGGUGGGAAGGUUAUCGAUGUUAAAGUCCAUGGUGCCGUACCUGAUGGCAAGAAAGAUAGCACACAGGCAUUCAUGAAGGCGUGGGUUGAAGCAUGUCAUUCCACUGGUCCUACAAAACUGCUUUUCCCGGCGGGAACGUUUCUUAUCGGACCAGUGGUAUUCGCCGGGCCAUGCACUGCCUCGCCCAUGACGGUCGAGAUUCAGGGAACCGUCAAAGGUUCGACGGAUGUUUCUCAAUAUUCUGGACCGGAUUGGAUUCUGUUCGAAUCCAUCAACGAUCUAACGAUCACCGGGAGCGGAACCUUCGACGGGCAAGGUCAGGAAGUAUGGAAGUUCAACGAUUGUAGCCAAAAUCCCAAUUGUGUUCUUCUUGCACACUCAAUCAAGUUAAACAAGGUGAAAAAAGGAUUGGUAGAGCACAUUUCUUCGGUGAACGCCAAAGCCUUUCAUAUCUUCUUGUUUGCUUGCAACGAUAUUAGAUUCAACAACCUCAAAAUAAUAGCUCCUGGCGAGAGCCCCAACACAGAUGGAAUUCACACGAGCGAAUCUAAUCUUAUCAAUAUAACAAACACCUUCAUUAGUACCGGAGAUGACUGUGUUUCCAUUGGUCAAGGCACCACCAAUAUCCACGUUCACAAUGUCACCUGUGCUCCAGGUCAUGGGCUCAGUGUGGGAAGUCUAGGAAAAUACAAAGAUGAGAAGGACGUUAUGGGAGUUACUAUCACAAAUUGCACAUUGAGAAACACCACAAAUGGAUUAAGGAUCAAGACAUGGGCUGAUUCACCUCCAACCCAAGCUUCCAAAAUCAGUUUCCAAGACAUUAUCUUAGAUGCAGUCAAAAACCCCAUUAUCAUAGAUCAAAGCUAUGGCUCCAAAGAUAAGAGCAAACCCCCAUCUCAAGUGAAGAUAAGCGAGGUCAAUUACAAGAACGUUCGGGGUACGACGAUUUCGGUCGUUCCGGUUUCGUUGCAAUGUAGCCCUAAAGUUCCAUGCGAGGGCAUCAAAUUGGAAGAGAUUGAUUUGUCCUUUGUUGGCUCUGAUAAGAAGAUGACAGCUUUUGCAAACGCAUGUGUGAAUGCCAAGAUUACGACCGUAGGAAAACAAAUCCCACCAGCUUGUGCUGUUUAAUUUUGAAAUAUUCAUAUAUAUAUAGCUCACAUUCUUUCAGAUUUUAUACAUAAAUCUACUUGUCAAUCCGAGUUUAUCUCAUUGGAUAAAGACAUUUAUUAAUUAAUCA
Messenger RNA from Momordica charantia (bitter melon), 1489 nucleotides. RefSeq names its product exopolygalacturonase. Gene Ontology annotation, biological process: carbohydrate metabolic process. NCBI's taxonomy places the organism in Eukaryota, Viridiplantae, Streptophyta, Magnoliopsida, Cucurbitales, Cucurbitaceae. The record is from RefSeq and is a predicted model, not a curated record. Gene Ontology annotation, molecular function: polygalacturonase activity.